AUGACCGGCCUGCUAUCGGGAUGGCAUCCGAUCGUCUCCUUCCCCAAGUACAACGGACGCUAUGAAGUGGGGACCGUCGAUGUCGAGAUUCCGGCCUCAGACCUGCCUUCGCCCUCACACGCUCCCGACGGCGCCGCACCCACCAUUGCCUUCCGCAUCUUCUACCCAUGCGCACCGCAGGCACCCGGUGAGCAGGACAGACCGGUCCGAUGGAUUCCGCAACCUCAGCGAGCCACCAUUCGCGCCUUUGCCAACUUUCUCGGCGUCAAGUCGCCGAGGGUCGCAAACUUGAUCUCCUUCAUGCCGCAACAGCUGUACUGGAUCACACUUCCCGCGAGACGCAAUGCGAAGCUUUUGGAUCCUCCCACGACCAAUGGGAGAUGGCCCGUGACCUUCUUCAGUCACGGGCUCGCCGGAUCGCGCAAUGCGUAUUCCUUCAUCUGCGGCGACCUGGCCAGUCAGGGGAUGAUUGUCAUUGCCCUCGACCACCGCGAUGGCAGCAGUCCGAUUCAAUACGUGCGCGCCACCAACCACACCGACGCUCACAUCGUCAACCCCACCAAGAUCAGCCAUGAGCCAUGUCAAGACGUGUAUGAGGCAAGAGACGAGCAGCUGCGGAUAAGACUGUGGGAGAUCAGCAUGGCAUACGAAGCGCUCAUGAAGAUAGACGCUGGUCAGGCGAUAGAGAACCUGGACAUCAACUCGAGUACGAAGCGGAAGGAACGGGUCGAGGUCUUGUGGCAAUUCGAUGGCAUGCUGGACAUCCAUCGCGCUGGCAAGGUAACAUGGGCUGGACAUUCAUUCGGCGCGUGUACCGUGGUGCAAUUGCUCAAGAGCAUCUACUAUCACCAGGAUCGACCGGCCGAAGCCGGCAAACCACUCAUCGUCCCCAACUCGGAUGCCGCCGUUGUCUCCCAGAUCAUGCCCGAGUCUCCGAUGCUUCUGCUGGAUAUGUGGUGUCUGCCGUUGCGAUCACCCGACCAGGCAUGGCUCUGGGACCGACCACUCCCAUCAUACGCCGUGGGUGGGCCAGCCGGCUCGAACAUCUGCUCUGUCCUGUCGGAAGCCUUCUACAACUGGGAAGACAAUCUGAACAUCAACAAGCACAUUGUGGCGCCACCGACACUUUCGCGACGCCCGUCGACCGCUCCCCGAUUGAUGCGCGACAGAGGCAGGCUACUCCCCAGCUGGGCCAGACUACGAGACGAGUCCCCGUCAAAGGAUUCCGGAUAUGCUUCGGAAUUGUCACGAUCACCCAUGCGAAGCAUCACACGACAACGCAGCCGAGCUAGUGGAUUGACUACGCCGUCCUUGGCUACCUCUGCGAAGAGCAAGCUUUCUGGUGCCAAGACAAGCCCAGCGGAAGGGAAGCCGCCAGCUCGUAAAGAAAGUCCGCACAUGUUCUAUGUCAAGCAGAGCCAACACUUCAACCAAUCCGAUUUCGGUCUGCUAUUCCCGUGGAUCGCCAAGCGCGUGACCAAAGCAGAGGAGCCCCAGAGAAUCAUGGAGCUGAACAAUCGAGCGAUGGCACAAGUGCUCCGAGAGUCUGGCAUUGAGAUCGCGGGUGAAGACGACAGUGAGAUUCUCCACAAGAGUGACGACAUUCGCAGGUGGAUGCAUAUUGCGGUGGAGGACGAGGAAUCCGAGGCGACGAACCCUCAGGCAAUGGCAGCAAUCAACCGCAAGUUGUCCAUUGUCUCCACCACCACCACCGGACGUUCCAUCGCACCGCCGAGAGAUGGCAUGACCAUGGGUCAGAAGAUGGAGGCGCAGCUGCUUGAUCGCUCACCCAGCUUCCGAAGCAGUCCCAGCAUUCGGGGCAGGGAGACACCCCGCGACACGCCCAAUCUGAGGGGGAAGGAGAAGAGAGACAUUGAACCACUUUGCAUUUAG
Molecule: messenger RNA, 1893 nt
Organism: Lecanosticta acicola
Lineage: Eukaryota; Fungi; Ascomycota; Dothideomycetes; Mycosphaerellales; Mycosphaerellaceae
Source: the annotation of a GenBank genome assembly